This is a messenger RNA of Scaptodrosophila lebanonensis, 3507 nucleotides long. RefSeq lists its product as uncharacterized. The coding region runs from base 16 to 3462 and encodes 1148 amino acids. Gene Ontology annotation, molecular function: beta-tubulin binding; microtubule binding. The record is from RefSeq and is a predicted model, not a curated record. The transcript is spliced from 10 exons. NCBI's taxonomy places the organism in Eukaryota, Metazoa, Arthropoda, Insecta, Diptera, Drosophilidae.
GGAGGGAAUAAAAAAAUGGUAAAAAAGACAAAUAAACCAAAAAAAGAAAAUGAGGGGAUACAUUUAAUAAGUGAGGCAGAUUGGUUAGCUCGAGAACAAAGUUAUCUACAGCGGUUGCGCGACUUGAAAACAUGCUUGAGCUUCAUUGAUGAGGCCACAAAAGAUUAUGAGAGUCUAGAGCUGGAACAGAUUAGGGAGAAGCAUUGGAAUCAUUAUGUGCGUUGCGAUGGUUUGCCUCAUCCACAAUAUCCGCCUGAUAUACGACGGUUCAUAGAGGAGAUCCGACACUUUGAGAACAUCAACAGACACGAUGUCGUUGACUGGACGUUGUCGAUUAAUGAGCGCAGCAUCUUGACACAGGAUAUAUUUUGCAAAGAUUUAACCCGUAGAACCCAGAUCAAAAGUAGCCCGAAUAUUGGAGCCAUUUACGAAAUGUGGGUGCAACGUAUUUUGAGCACAUUGAACCAAAUGAAUAUAAUGCUGGACAACGAGCUGGAAAUGAGCAGCAUUGAGUUGGCUCGAGCCUUGGAAAUUGUUGCAAUGCGAGCCGAGCUUCAGCGAGAAAUAGAAAUACUCCUCGACAAACUCACCUAUCGUGUUAUAUGCUCUGAUGAUGCCUAUAUGGUCUCGAAGGAUGGCAUUGUAGCGAACUAUUGCUACAAGAGUGACAGCUACAAUUUUCACAUAUGGUGUUUGCGGGAUGUGCCAUUGCGGUUUAAGCAGAUGGAACCACCCCUAAUGUUUGCUGAUCUGAUAUGUACCGGUGUUACCGUGCAAUUGCCGCUAAGCAUCCUUACCGACAAAUUAACGCUGCAAUGUGUGCAUGCUUUCUACGAUCACUAUACAGAAUAUUGCAAAAGCUAUGAACAGGUUAUAGAUAUAUCCACAGAUAAUUUGAAUGCUGGUAUUGCAAACAUUGAGGACUGUUUGAUCAACGAAUGGCUCAUGCAGGUGGAAAUACAGACAGAGAUGUUUGACAAAUUGGAAAGAAAGCUGAAGCAAUAUGAGGAAAAUAUGUUAGCCCAAGCGGCGAAGGAGAGCCAAUCGAAAUCAAAAAGGGACGAAGCAAAGAACAAACCAAUAAAGGAGGCACCAGUUGUUCCGCCAGGCAUGUUUCCCGAUCCAUAUAAUGCUUUUUUGGAUCGCGAGCAAAAGCAAUAUAUUGAAUUUCUUGAUGAAAUCUAUCAUCCACACAAACUUAACUUGGAGCGUGAAGAGAUCAACCUGCGACGCUACAUUAUGUUGGGUGGAGUUUUUUCCCUAAUCUUUGUAUGCAAACCUAAGCACACAGACUUUCAGAAGUUCAAUAUAACGCUGCAUGACGAUGGCCGCAUAUUGAUUAGUUUGCGGGAUGUUGUCGCAGAUUUGGGUCGGGAUGAGCAGGUGAUGGGACCGUUGCUGGGUGAAGCGCCAUCCCAGCUGAGUGGGGCCCAAAUGGAGCAAGCAUUGCGGUCUCGCCUGCAGAUGGUACAGCUAAGCGAACACAUAGAAGGUGGGUGGAGACUAGGUCCAGACGAGGUUCCCUAUUUCUUUGUUACAUUCAAGCUCCCCAGACAUUUGUGUCUCUGGGGUGUACCUAUGCCCUGCCAUUUCAUGGAGGAGCCCUCCGAAAGGGUGGUGGAGGAGGAGCCUACGACUGAAAACGAACCUCUUCCAAGUAAGAAGAAGAAGCAAAAGAAGCGUUUACCAGACACUUCGCCGCAUUCACCACGCGUCAGUUCAAUCUCCGCUAAUAUCGAUACGUCGCUUGCCCCUGAGCGCAUAAGUAGACCAAAUCCUUCGUACAUUAAUCGUCGGGCAGUACAAUCGCAGAACAUCUAUCGCUCCACUAUUUUAGCCACAUUGCGACGCACAAUACUGCGACCAUCGAUCUUGCCAAGCGUGACGAUAAAGAAUUUUCCACUCACAGGCAAGUUGCUGACGACAGCACACAUCCGCAAUUUGCAACGACAUUUGUUGCCCAGAAUUUUGCCCUCCUUCAAGUUUCCGCACGAGUUCAAGGAUGACUUGGAGGAGCUGCUGUUAGUGAAACAGAAAAAGAAUAGGCUGAAACGUCGCACAGAGGUGGAUCAUGAGCUGGAUCUAAAUCAGAAUGUGGAGUUUAAUUUUGUGGACCAAUAUGGGCCCGAAAGCAUCUAUCCAGUAUUUGACAGGCGCGAGAAAGUGAUGUACUUUAGAAGCAGCAUGGAGCACGAGUCUAGUAGUGAAGAUGACGGCCAACCGACGCAAACUGAUAAAAACAUGGAUGAGCCCACAUUGUUUAGCAUGCUUAAUACAUUCAAUGAAAUGCAGGAGCGGUACGAGAACAAGCAUCAACAAAUUACCGCCCAGCCGAAUUUCGUUGUGAAGCACAAGACACCAAAGCAGGUGCAGACAUCUGAGCCAGCCAGCAGUUCGGCUCGCGAGUAUUCUUCUAUUCGUGGCAGAAGUGGAUCACGGAAAAGAAGUCGAAGCUUUAUACACACCUCCUCAACGGACCUAACAAAGCGUGAUCCUAAUUCCUCGCCAUUAGCCACCCAACCCAGUGUUGAAAUGUCCUUGCGUGUCCCUGAAGUUGACAGUUUUCAUGACGAAAUCUCUCAGCCAACCAGUAGAAAGUCUAGAAUGUCCACGAGCUCUCGCCGCCCGUCUCAAAAAGUUGGACCAAUAGUCAAACAUUGGACAACCAAAUACAUAAGGGAGACCGAGUUCGACAAAGAGAAAUUGACAAUUACAAUAAAAACAGAUCGUUUGGGACUGUUUGGUUUCGCCUACAAGCGAUACGAGCACUUUCCUUUCCGGGAUUGGUGUGUACAGCCACCCAUUGAGGAGGGAAGUAACGAAAUCUUGUUUACUCUGGAUACAUUCCAUGUGCGUGUUGUUAUGUACAUCUCUAAUAAGGGGAUACGGGGCUAUGUGACUGAUUUGGUCAAGGAAUUUGUGGCCAAGCCGGUCAAGUACUUGACCAUUGAGGAGCCCAUAGCGGAUUUUCUAGAAAUCAAGAAGCGGUUUCGUGAGCGCAAUGUUAAUAUAUUUGCCGAACAUGAUGCUGGGUACUAUAUUGAGAAUGGAUACUUCUCCCAGAAGCAUUUGGCCGCAGAGUUGCAUGUGUAUGAUGCGAUCGCCGUACAUUGUAAGUUGAUGAAGUUCUUGAGGUCGAGUUGGAACCGUUUGGCCACGCGUCGGAACAUUGUGCUCUGCCUCCGCAAUCCUAAAGAUAUGACCGAAAAUGCGCAAGUCACAACGCGCGUCACUCCAGACAAUUCCACAUUUGUGGAGAUAUCCGAGCUCUGCUCUGAUGACUUGGAUGUAUUCAAAUUGGAGUAUAAGCCGACAUGGCGAAACAUAGGCAUGUAUUCGGAUUUGCACCAUUUAAUCAAUUCCAUGUAUCCUCAUGCCACAGAUGUGCGAAAUCGUGACCCCAGACUAAUGUACUAUAUUAGAAAGUUGCUGACCGAGAUCAAGCCGCUGAGUUUCUCCUAGCCUUACACUACACAUGAAUAAAACUCUAAUCGUUGAUGACUAAAA